Molecule: messenger RNA, 1053 nt
Organism: Lobosporangium transversale
Lineage: Eukaryota; Fungi; Mortierellomycota; Mortierellomycetes; Mortierellales; Mortierellaceae
Product: arsenical resistance protein ArsH
Exons: 1
Coding region: 175-1011 (278 amino acids)
Molecular function (GO): oxidoreductase activity
Source: RefSeq, a predicted model, not a curated record
CUCCCCUUCCUUCUUCUCCCACCUUCUCUACUUUAUUACCUCCCUUUUAUCACUUAUCACUUUCUCUAUCUUUUCCUCUUUGAAUCCUCCUUUUAUAAUUCACGUACCCUGAAAAGAGUAGAAAGUCGUUCAUUUCUAUUCAAUAUUCAUCGACAAAAUCUCUCUCCCCUCAAAAUGCAGCGCUACAAGCCCUAUCAAAUCCUCAAAAACAUGUCCAACGACUGGGUAUCCAAGUUGAACCUGACAGAAUUGCAAACAUUCGGCAAGCAGUACGCUCCGAUCAAUGUUCUUGUCCUUUAUGGCUCUCUUCGGGAGCGAUCCUUCUCUAGGCUAUUAGCGUACGAGUUUGCGAGGAUCUUGGAUCGAUUAGGCGCUGAUGUUCGGGUCUUUGAUCCAACAGGAUUACCCGUCAAGGACGGCGUCUCAGAGAACCACCCUAAGGUUCAAGAGCUUCGAGAGCUGAGUCAAUGGUCUCAUGCACAUGUCUGGGUCUCACCAGAGCAGCAUGGUCAAAUCACUGGAGUAUUUAAGAACCAGAUCGAUUGGAUCCCACUAGCCUUGGGAUCCGUUCGACCAACUCAGGGACGAACGUUAGCGAUUGCACAAGUUAAUGGAGGAUCGCAGAGUUUCAAUGCCGUCAAUACGUUAAGGAUCUUGGGGCGAUGGAUGCGCAUGUUCACUAUCCCAAAUCAGUCAUCUGUACCCAAGGCUUGGACCGAGUUUGAUGAAGACGAUCGGAUGAAACCAAGUGAUUUCCGUCAGAGAGUUGUGGAUGUUGCAGAGGAGUUGUUCAAGUUCACGGUGAUCCUUCGACCCCAUACCGAGUUCCUGACGGAUCGGCAUAGUGAGCGAGAAGAAAAGAUGAAGAACCAAGGAAGACUGCUAUCUCAGGCUGAGAAGCUUCAAAUCAUUGCUAAAGAACAGAAUGCAACGAUUGCAGUGGCGGCGGUAGCAGAAGCUGCAUCAAUUGAACAAACAACAAAAGACGAAAGAGUAGAUGAUAAAGAGUGAAGCAAUCCGAUACACUUUUGAUUUAUAAUGCUUACUCCGAGU